Molecule: messenger RNA, 2307 nt
Organism: Erinaceus europaeus (western European hedgehog)
Lineage: Eukaryota; Metazoa; Chordata; Mammalia; Eulipotyphla; Erinaceidae
Gene: PRAM1
Product: PML-RARA regulated adaptor molecule 1
Exons: 10
Coding region: 310-2133 (607 amino acids)
Biological process (GO): T cell receptor signaling pathway; integrin-mediated signaling pathway; protein localization to plasma membrane
Cellular component (GO): plasma membrane
Molecular function (GO): protein binding
Source: RefSeq, a predicted model, not a curated record
CCAAGAGCUGGGCUGACAAAAGACAGACAGACAUGCCCUGACCUCUCCCCUGCUCCCCCUCCCUGGGGCCCCCACCCCCGGAGACAGGAGGGGUGUAGACAGCCCAGCACCCAGUGGGCAGAGCCAGUGGUUGCAGUGAGGGGACACAGGGUGGAGGGAGUAAGAGCAGGAGGGAGCGACAGGAAGUGAGAGUCCCCCCACACACACCCACACAGGACCCGGGGACAGGCCAGCGCUUCCUGGGAGCAGAAGCCAUAGAAGCUUCCGGAAGACAGCAGCCCCCGCGGACCCACUCCAGUGCUUGUGGACAUGGAGACCCCCCAGGACUUCCGGAGCCUCCAAGCCAAGUUUCAGGCCUCUCAGGCAGACAGCAGCGAGCACCCCAAAAAACCCCCCAAGCCCGAGUUCAACAGAGUCCUCAAGAAGUUUCCAACUCCAGAACCAGCCAGCAAGCAGCCCAAGAAGCCCGAGCCCCCUGACGCUUCCAUGAAGCCCUCCAGGUCUGAGCCCAGUGACUUCUCCAAGAAGCCACCACAGCAGCCCGAGGCCGGGGAGCCUGCCAGGCUUCCCCCCAAGCCCCCACAGCCUGAGCUGGCCAGGGUCCCCCCAGAAUCCAAGCUGGGCAGCCCCUUCCCCAGAACGCCCCAGAGGCCUGAGCCCACCGAGGCCUCCCCCAAGCCUCCAACGCCAGGGUUUAACAUAGGGGGGUUCCCCAAGAAGCCCCCUGUGCCUGACUUCUGUGCAGCCCCCCAAAAGACCUCACAGUCUCAGGCCAGGGGUCUCCCCAAGAGAUCUCUGCCGAGUGAGGUGCCCAGAACGCCCCCCUGGAAGGCCGAGCCGGCUGAGCCACAAGCCCACUCUCUGAAGCCUGAUCUUGGCGUGAUCCCCAAAAAGCCCCUGCAGCCCCCCGAAAUUACUGCCAGCCCCAGGAAGCCCCCCCAGCUGCAGGCCAGCGGCCCCUGCAAGAAACCCCCACCCCUGCAGAUGGCACCCCGGAAUUCUGAGUCUGGGGAGCCCCACCACUCACAACCUGAAGUUAGCACAGUUCCCAGGAGGCCUUCGCCGGGACUGUACCCCAGGAAGCCAGAGCUGGGGGACCUGACCAGGACGACCUCGGAGCCCGACGUCAACGUGACCCCCAAGAGACCACUGCAGCCAGAACCCCAGGCACCCCCCAAGAGGCUCCCCCAGUUCAACCUGAGCGGCCUUCCCAGGACAACAUCAGAGCCUGAGUUUGGGGUGCUUCCCAGGAAGCUCUCGCAGCUGGGGAGCCGGGGGGAGCCCCGUAAGUUCUCACAGCCCGAGCCCCACGCCUGGCCCCGGACGCACCCCAACUUCUCCGGGGACCUCCCUCGGAAACCUCCACUCCCCAGCUCCGUCUCCGAGAGUUCGCUACCUCGCGCCUUGCUGGGGGGCCCUAGCCCAGGGCGGCAGAGGAUGGGGGGGCUUGGUCAUGGUGGGGCCAGGCCGGCCCUCCAAGGGGGCCCCCGUCGGAGGCCACUGCCCCCCACCAGUAGCCUGGGCCCCCCACCGGCCAAGCCGCCGCUGCCACCAGGGCUCAUGAACAUCCAGAGUUUCUGGAGACCCUCAGAGAUCACUUCAGACAUUCUGAGGACUGAGUCUUCUGCUGGGGUCCCCCGGUCCCCAGAUAAUAUCUAUGAGCCCUAUGAUGAUGUGGUGACCAGCGUCAGCCCCGGACCGAACGACAGAGAUGACGUGUCACCAGCCAAGAGGACCCUGCAAGAUCCCGAGCUCAGGAAGAAGACCCCCCCACCCCAGCAGCCCACACCUGCAGACCCCAAGACACAGAAGCAGCUCAGGAGAGCGGAGAAAGCCGAGCGGGAGUUCCGGAAGAAGUUCAAGUUUGAGGGAGAGAUCGUGAUUCAGACAAGGAUGAUGAUCGACCCUAACGCCAAGACCCGACGAGGAGGCGGCAAACACUUGGGCAUCCGGCGCGGGGAGAUCCUGGAAGUGAUCGAGUUCACCAACCCGGAGGAGAUGCUCUGUCGAGAUGCCAAGGGAAAGUACGGCUACGUGCCCAGGACAGCUCUGCUGCCCCUGGAGACGGAAGUGUAUGACGACGUGGGCUUCUGGGAUGCCGUGGAGAGUCAGCCACUGUCCCGGGGUCGCUGAGACGUCAAGGUGGCCCACCUACCACCUACCAGCCGGGCGGCAACAGGAGGGCCCAGGCAUCGAGGGUCCCAGGUUCGAUCCCCAGCACCACCGGAAGCCAGAGCUGAGCCGGGCUCUGGGAAAACAAAGAGUGAAUCCGUGAACCUGGACAAAUAAACAGAUGGUGAUUUUUAA